This is a messenger RNA of Pipra filicauda (Wire-tailed manakin), 1705 nucleotides long. It is a transcript of the gene GSTK1, whose product is annotated as glutathione S-transferase kappa 1. Gene Ontology annotation, molecular function: glutathione peroxidase activity; glutathione transferase activity. NCBI's taxonomy places the organism in Eukaryota, Metazoa, Chordata, Aves, Passeriformes, Pipridae. The record is from RefSeq and is a predicted model, not a curated record. Bases 119 to 784 code for a protein of 221 amino acids. Gene Ontology annotation, cellular component: mitochondrion; peroxisome. Gene Ontology annotation, biological process: glutathione metabolic process. The transcript has 8 exons.
GGAGGCUGAGGGGCGGGCGUGCAGGGACUGCGGAAGGGCCGCCCCGCUCCCUGCCCGGGGCGGCGCUGCUGCUGCUGCGGGAGCGCGCUCGGGAGCGGCGGGACGGGACGGGGCCAGGAUGAGCCGGACGGUCGUGGAGCUGUUUUACGAUGUGAUCUCCCCGUACUCCUGGCUGGGGUUUGAGGUUCUCUGCCGGUACCAGCACAUCUGGAAUAUUGACCUGCGCUUUCGCCCAGCGUUCCUUGGUGGCAUAAUGCAACAAACUGGUAACAAGCCACCAGCAAUGUUACCAAAGCGUGCUGAAUACCUGCUGAAGGAUAUAAAAAGGAUGGCAAAAUACUACCAAGUGCCUGUAAAAAUUUCCAGAGAUGACUUCCAACGUAUUUUUCGUACAAGCAGUCUUGCGGCCAUGCGCUUUAUCACAGCCAUUGAUAUGACAAAACCAGAAUACCUGGAACCCUUAUCUAGGGAGUUCUGGAUACGUUUCUGGUCACAGCAUGAAGAUAUCAGUCAGCCAGAGAACAUAUUGACUGUUGCCCGACAGGCUGGGCUAUCAUCAGAGCUCUCCCAGAAGGUACUUGAAAUGAUUUCAUCCCCUACAGUGAAGGACCGACUGAGAGAGACAACAGAUGAAGCAAUGAAAUAUGGGGCAUUUGGGAUGCCUGCUGUUGUGGCACAUUAUAAUGGGGAACCUCAUCUCUUUUUUGGCUCUGAUCGUUUAGAGCUGCUAGGCAGCGUUAUAGGUGAAAAAUGGCUGGGACCAGCCCCAAGUGCCAAACUGUGAAAAGUCCUGGGGAAGUAUACAAGAAGGAAAAUACAUAUAUAUAUACACACAGUCAAUCUUUAGUGAUUAUCUGAAUAUAUCAAUUUUAGGGAGAGAUGGCUUUCUGAUCCAUAACAGUUACUUUUACAGCUUGAUCUCAUCUCCAAUUAGGAAGAAUUUCAAGGUUUGCCAGUAUUACAGUUUGGUGAGGUCUUUACCAAUACAAAUGUGCUUAGUUUUUUUCAACAGAUCACAGACUAACAUGAAAGAUAAAACAUUAAAUAUUUAACUUCUUGCAAAUCAAACAUUCUUCUUUUCUCGUUAGUCCUCUUUUCGUUUACCCUAAAACAUGAGGGUUAAAUUGUAAUGGGACUGUGAUCUCUGGACUUCUUAUGUCUUCCUGCUUGUCCUUUGUAAACACACACACACACACACACACACACACAGCCUAAGAGAAGCGGCCAUAUUCUUCUUUUAUUUUAAAUCCAAUAUACUACAUAGGCACUAGAAGCACAGGAUAAGGUAUUCAUGCUUCCUUUUACUUAGCAGCGUGGCAACUGGAGGGGACACAAUUCAAGCCCAAAGAAAAGUCUAGGGAACCAAUCAAGUAUUUCAAAAGGAAUUGUCCCCAUCCUGAACAGUAUUUUGUACACCUUGCUCUGCAGUGACUGACAUUUGAGGAAACCACCAUACACGUGCAGCACCAAUCCCAGACCUUGCAGGAGUUUUUAGUUAAUGCAAGUUUUACAGUAAUGUCUUCGCAGGACAGUGGUAAUCACCAUGCAAGUUUAGCUGGUAACUGAACCAGAUUGUAUUUUGCCCUAACUGCUGCCUAUCCAAAGGUGAUUUGGAUAUGGCUAUGAGGGACUUUCCAUCACAUAGUCUGCAGAGGAAAAGGUGUGGAAACAAUAAAAUUAAGAAAUUUCCAUGGAAACAGUUUGA